AUGCCUGGCAUCGACCCACAUUUCAUGUGCCACAAGCUCUCUGUUUGCGCCAACGCACGACCUAUAGCUCAGCGCAAGCGAAAGAUGGGGACCGACAAGAAACUAGCAGUCGAAGCCGAAGUAGCCAAGUUGAUUGAGGCAAGAUUCAUUCGGGAAGUACAAUAUACGACAUGGCUAGCAAAUGUGGUCAUGGUAAGGAAGCCGAACGGAAAAUGGAGAAUGUGUACCGACUACACUAAUCUCAACAAAGCAUGCCCCAAGGAUGCUUAUCCAUUGCCAAACAUUGACCGAUUAGUUGACGGAGCAUCAGGGCAUAAAUUUCUCACUUUUCUUGACGCGUAUUCUGGAUACAAUCAAAUACGCAUGCACCCCAGCGAUGAGGAAAAAACAGCUUUUAUCACCGAUUCGGCCAAUUAUUGCUAUCAGGUGAUGCCUUUCGGAUUGAAGAACGCUGGAGCCACAUAUCAAAGGUUGAUGAAUAAGGUAUUUCAGAAUCAAAUUGGAAAAAAUAUGGAAGUAUACGUAGACGACAUGGUCGUCAAAUCUGAAGACCUUGAUCGGCACCUAUCUGACCUUGCAGAAGUAUUUCAACAACUUCACAAACAUGACAUGCGAUUGAAUCCAGAGAAGUGUGUAUUUGGCGUUUCCGGGGGUAAGUUUCUCGGCUUCAUGCUAUCGGCCAGAGGCAUCGAGGCUAAUCCUGACAAAUGCCAAGCAAUCGUCGCUAAAACGGUAAAGCCUAUCAUUAGGCUGUUAAAAAAGGUGAAGUUCGAAUGGUCGGCCGAUUGUGAAGAAGCAUUUCAGACGUCAAAGCAACGCCUCGGCUCCCCUCCAAUCCUCUCAAAACCCGAUCCUCGGGCAAACAUAAUCGUAUACUUGUGUGUGUCGGAUGAAGCAAUUAGUGCCGUGUUGGUGCAAGAAAAAGAAGUACAGCAGCCUGUGUACUUCAUCAAUAGGAUGCUCCAAGAUUCUGAAACAAGAUAUCAACUCCUUGAAAAAGUAGCGCUCGGGCUAGUCCACACGGCCCGGCGCCUUUGCCAAUAUUUUCAGAGCCACCGUAUAAUAGUUUGCACAGAUUGCCCCAUCGCCAAGGUUUUGCGCAAACUUGAACUAGCCGGACGCAUGAUGGCAUGGACAAUCGAACUUUCAGAGUUCGAUUUGUCAUUUGAACCACGGGGACCGAUUAAAGCCCAAUGCCUAGCAGAUUUUGUCAAUGAGUUGCAGCCGCAAGGCCAUUUUGUCAGUGAAUUAUGGACGAUGCAUGUUGAUGGUUCUUCGAACAACCAGGGCAGUGGAGCGGGAAUAAUCCUACAAGCACCAACUGGGCUAAUACUCGAGCAAUCUUUAUGGUUUGCGUUCAAAACCUCAAAUAACCAGGUCGAGUAUGAGGCAUUGUUGGCCGGUUUGAGACUUGCGCAAGAAAUCGGAGCUCGGCGAGUGGUAUGCUGGACUGACUCAAAAGUGGUAUCGGAACAAGUCAAUGACAACUUUCAGGUGAAAGACCCUAACUUACUGAAAUAUUAUCACUUGUUUCGGAGAAUGCGUGACCAUUUCGACGAGGUGCAAGUAAAACAUACGCCAAGGGAACACAACGAAAGAGCUGAUCAACUAGCUCGGUUGGCUAGCAACAGCCGAAAACCAGGACAGCUGAGAACUACGCUCCACCUUGACCUCACCACCCCGAGCAUCACACCGAUUGAAUGUUUGACGACCGAAAAGCCUACCCAGACUUGGAUCACCGAAAUGAUGGAUUACCUUGAGAUUGGGAAAGAACCGUCCGACCCUUCGGUCGCCAAAAAACUCCGAACACAAGCUGCCAGGUAUUCCGUCAUUGGUGGACAGUUAUAUCGCAGGGGUUUCUUGGUACCUCUUUUGAAAUGCAUCGACUCUGCACAAACGGAUUAUGUUCUGAGAGAAGUUCAUGAGGGUAUAUGUGGAUCUCACUCGGGAGGAAGGACUUUAGCUAUAAGGUGCUUAGAGCAGGCUUUUUCUGGCCAACUCUCAAAAGCGAUUGCAUGCAGUUCGUCAAGCGUUGUCUUUCAUGCCAAAGACACGGCAACCUUAUCCACGCCUCGGCCGAAGAACUACAUAGUAUUAGCUCGCCUUGGCCUAGAUUAUUUCACAAAGUGGGUCGAGGCCGAACCACUGGCCAACAUCACAGCAGCCAAUGUUCAGAAGUUCUUGUGGAAAAACAUUAUAACUCGCUUCGGCAUCCCUUACGCCCUUGUAAUUGACAAUGGUCUCCAAUUCACCGAUCAAAAACUCAACCGAUUCAUCCAAGACCUCGGCAUCAAACAUCGGUUCACAUCGGUUAACCAUCCACAAUCAUAUGGUCAAGCCGAAGCGGCCAAUAAAGUGAUCCUCACAGAGUUAAAAAAGAGAUUGGGAGAUGCUAAAGGAGCUUGGGCCGAAGAGCUGGCGGAGGUCCUAUGGGCCUAUCGGUGCACUCCUCAGUCCACGACAAAGGAGACCCCCUUUCGGUUGACAUAUGGUACUGAUGCCAUGAUCCCCGUUGAAGUUGGGGAACCAUCUUUUCGGCGACAAUACUUCGAGGAGAACUGCAAUGAGGCAUCCCUCCGAGCCGAAAUAGACAUGGUCGAUGAAAUUCGUACCAAAACACAGAUCAUGGCCGAAGCCUGCAUGCAGCGAAUGGCUAGGCGAUUCAACUCGGCACUUGCGAAGAGGGAGUUUCAGGAAGGAGACCUUGUGUGGCGGGUACAAGGGUCGGCAAGACGCAACCCCCGGGAAGGCAAGUUGGCAGCCAAUUGGGAUGGCCCAUUCCAGAUCCGACAUAACCUUCAUAAUGGAGCAUAUAAACUAGAAGAGCUCUCGGGAAAAAUCAUUCCUCACACCUGGAACUCAACUCAUUCCAAGAUGUAUUUUAGCUAA
Messenger RNA from Cajanus cajan (pigeon pea), 2889 nucleotides. NCBI's taxonomy places the organism in Eukaryota, Viridiplantae, Streptophyta, Magnoliopsida, Fabales, Fabaceae. The record is from RefSeq and is a predicted model, not a curated record.